AUGGAACAAAAUAAUGAAACCUCAAAUGACUUCAUCCUCCUAGGGCUCUUCCCUGGGUUCAGACAUCCCCACCUCCUCAUCCUUACCAUCCUCCUCAUCUACACCAUUGCCUUUGCUGGAAAUGCCCUCUUGAUCCUCCUCAUCUGGCUGGACACCCGCCUCCACACCCCCAUGUACUUCUUGCUUAGCCAGCUCUCCCUCAUUGACCUAUCUUAUAUCACUAGUACUGUCCCCAAGACAGUAACCAACUACUUCACAGGAAAGAAGAACAUUUCCUAUUUUGCCUGUGCAGCUCAGUUGUUUUUCUUUCUUACCCUUGGCCUUGCUGAGUGCAUCCUCCUGACCCUCAUGGCUUAUGACCGCUAUGUGGCUGUCUGUAACCCCCUGAGAUAUGCAAUCCUCAUGAGUCCCAGGGUCUGUCUACAGAUGGCUGCUGUAGUCUGGAUUGGGGCUGCUCUGGCCGCCCUUGUCCAUACCAUCUACCCAAUGCAUUUCCCUAUCUGUGGCUCCAGGGAAAUUAAUCAUUAUUUUUGUGAGAUGCCUGCUAUCUUGAGACUGUCUUGUGUGGACACAUCAGCCUACGAGAUGGUGAAAUUUGUGUCAACUAUUGUGUUCCUUCUGAUCCCAUUUGUUCUCAUCUUGUCCUCCUACACCCUCAUCUUCCUCACUGUCCUCAGGAUGAACUCCUGCAAGGGAAAAAACAAAGCCCUGGCCACCUGCUCUUCCCACCUAACUGUGGUCAGUCUGUACUUUGGUCAGGCUAUCUUCAUCUACAUGACACCCAGCUCUUCACAUACACCCGAACAAGACCAGAUAGGAGCUAUGCUUGGCACCAUAGUGAUCCCCAUGCUCAACCCACUUAUCUACAGCCUGAGGAAUAAAGAAGUUGUUGGGGCCCUGAGGAAGAGAAUGGGAAGGUAUUGCAACUGA
Orycteropus afer afer is the source of this 930-nucleotide messenger RNA. Its product is annotated as olfactory receptor 2T27-like. Gene Ontology annotation, biological process: G protein-coupled receptor signaling pathway. The transcript has a single exon. The record is from RefSeq and is a predicted model, not a curated record. Lineage: Eukaryota; Metazoa; Chordata; Mammalia; Tubulidentata; Orycteropodidae. The coding region runs from base 1 to 930 and encodes 309 amino acids. Gene Ontology annotation, cellular component: membrane. Gene Ontology annotation, molecular function: olfactory receptor activity; G protein-coupled receptor activity.